Parus major (Great Tit) is the source of this 4221-nucleotide messenger RNA. RefSeq names its product zinc finger and BTB domain containing 14 (gene ZBTB14). Gene Ontology annotation, biological process: regulation of transcription by RNA polymerase II. Gene Ontology annotation, cellular component: nucleus. Lineage: Eukaryota; Metazoa; Chordata; Aves; Passeriformes; Paridae. Gene Ontology annotation, molecular function: RNA polymerase II cis-regulatory region sequence-specific DNA binding; protein binding; DNA-binding transcription factor activity, RNA polymerase II-specific. The record is from RefSeq and is a predicted model, not a curated record. The transcript is spliced from 2 exons. Bases 908 to 2254 code for a protein of 448 amino acids.
UUGUUUUGGUUUUUUUUUGGUUUUUUUAUAUAGUUUUUCUAUGUAGCUGGAGUCACUUUAGCAAAUGUGCCAGACCUGCAGAUGCAUUUGUAGGGAGCCAGGUGUUCCCAUUCUGUGUGAAAUACACAUCACCAGGAAUUGCAAACCUCUCAUCACACCUGUCACAUGCUUCUGUUUCAUAUAUGGUUAAGGAUAAAUUAGAAUUUAAGGAAAAAAUUCCCAGGAGAUCUGUGCUAGGUGGCACAAGAUUUAUUCCAAAACACGUAUUAAAUUUCCCUCUUCUCCGCUGCAUUUCCUGCUUUGGCACAAUUCGAUGUCUGUUGGGAUUGAAUGAUUUCAAUUUGUGUCUUGCAUUAUCCUUCUGUUUUCUGGUAUCUCCAUAGUUUGGAAAUCUGGUACACUUGUCUCUUUCCCUGGUCCUGGAUGCACAUUCAUCCCUGUCCCUGGUCUGCUGUCCUUUGGGAUGCUUGGUCUGCUUGCAUCCCUCUGCUAGGCUUGCUCAGCAUUCUGGUUCAGCAGAAGACUGAUCACCUCCUUGAUGGGUUGGUUACUUCAUUAGUUGUGGCCAUUCCUGGGGAGGAUUUUCAGACCUUUAGAUUUAGUCCAAGUUACAUAUCAGGAAGGUAGAACCAGGGAAGUGCAGUAGCCAUAGGAAAGUAAACACGUGGAGUUGUCCUCUAUAGUUGUCUGUAGUAUCUCUGAAAAAAUAACUGGGUAUUUUACCAGUGUAUUUUAUCUAACUUGAAAUAACUGAAAAUGCUGUCUUUUAACACUCAAAUUUAAAAUAAUUUUUGGAAUAGAUCUUAUAAUUUCUUGAAUUGUUAUUCUUCCCAUCUUUCAGGCUGAAGGUGGCCCAUUCUGAGAUUAAUUUAAUAAUCAUCUGCUUAGAAAACUUCCUGCAUUGUUCAUGGAGUUUUUCAUCAGUAUGUCUGAAACCAUUAAAUAUAAUGACGACGAUCACAAAACUGUGUUCCUGAAAACAUUGAAUGAACAACGUUUGGAAGGAGAAUUUUGUGACAUCGCUAUUGUGGUUGAAGAUGUUAAGUUCAGAGCCCAUAGGUGCGUGCUUGCUGCCUGCAGUACCUACUUCAAAAAGCUUUUCAAAAAACUUGAAGUUGAUAGUUCAUCAGUAAUAGAAAUAGAUUUUCUUCGUUCUGAUAUUUUUGAGGAAGUUCUCAAUUACAUGUAUACUGCAAAGAUUUCUGUUAAAAAGGAGGAUGUAAACUUGAUGAUGUCUUCAGGCCAGAUCCUUGGUAUUCGGUUUCUGGAUAAACUCUGCUCUCAAAAACGUGAUGUGUCUAGUCCUGAAGAAAACACACAGUCCAAGAGCAAGUACUGUCUGAAAAUGAACCGUUCUAUGGGGGAACCCAAUGAUACCCAGGAUGAUGAGGUGGAAGAGAUUGGAGAUCAUGAUGACAGUCCAUCAGAUGUGACGGUGGAAGGCACUCCCCCAAGUCAGGAAGAUGGUAAGUCACCAACCACUACCCUGAGAGUGCAAGAGGCAAUUCUGAAAGAGUUGGGAAGUGAAGAAGUUCGAAAAGUAAACUGCUAUGGCCAAGAAGUAGAGCCUAUGGAAACGACGGAAUCGAAAGACUUAGGAUCUCAGACCCCUCAGGCACUCACAUUUAAUGAUGGCAUAAGUGAAGUGAAAGAUGAACAGACACCAGGAUGGACCACAGCAGCCGGGGAUAUGAAGUUUGAGUACUUGCUUUAUGGCCACAGGGAACAUAUUGUAUGUCAGGCUUGUGGCAAGACCUUUUCUGAUGAAGCGCGUUUGAGAAAACAUGAAAAGCUACACACUGCAGAUAGACCAUUUGUUUGUGAAAUGUGUACAAAGGGCUUCACCACGCAAGCUCAUUUGAAAGAACACUUGAAAAUACACACAGGUUACAAGCCUUACAGUUGUGAGGUGUGUGGGAAGUCUUUCAUUCGUGCACCAGAUCUAAAAAAGCAUGAAAGAGUUCACAGUAAUGAGAGGCCAUUUGCAUGCCAUAUGUGUGAUAAAGCUUUCAAGCACAAGUCCCACCUCAAAGACCAUGAAAGAAGGCACCGAGGAGAGAAACCUUUUGUCUGCAGUUCCUGCACUAAAGCAUUUGCUAAGGCAUCUGACCUAAAACGGCAUGAGAACAAUAUGCACAGUGAAAGAAAGCAAGUUACAGCAGCCAAUUCCAUCCAGAGUGAAACAGAACAGUUGCAGGCAGCAGCCAUGGCUGCUGAAGCAGAGCAGCAAUUAGAAACUAUAGCCUGUAGUUAAAAACUAAAGCUGGAACUUUAUCAGAAAUAAUAUAAGAAAUUAAAUGGAACAAAAUCUGUUGUUGAUAUACAUUUAGACUGAGAAUCUUUUCAAGAAAGCAUAUUUUUAGAGGAUUUGAAUGUUACAUAGGAAUACAUAGCAUCGCUUGGUUAGGUAUUUUAAAACAUUUCAGAGAUGGGUAUUCUUAGAAUGUGAACCAGUUUUUCAUUAGCAGUAUAAUGCACUAAAUAACUGCUUUUAUUCAAGAAUGUGAUCAAGUUCUCUACAAAACAGGGAUCAUCACUGGCCGAUACUUUGCUUCAUCUGGUAUGGAAUACUGAAUAUGAUGUAAACAUUGCAAUCAGUGAGAAUCUGAGUUAUGUUUGAAAAUGCUGAGAUCUCAGAAAUCACAAACAUGAAAAGAAAGGAAUUGGUUUUCAUAAUUCUGAGGUGUUACACCUACAAUUUUUUGAGAAGCAUAUAUUGAGUCCCUAAGCUUUUUAAUUCCUCCUUUUUCCACUUAAGAUAAGUUGGAACAACAGAGUGUAAAGGAGAAUGGUAAUCAAAAUUAAAUUGCUUCUUAUUCCAUUCCCUCAGAUAUCUUCCUAUUUUUAUAAAGGUGUCAAGUUUUAAUUAAAUACUUCCAUUAUUGAAAAAACUGCAUUAUUCACAGGAAUUCUGGCUGGCAAAGCUGAAGUGUCAUGGCAUUCACCAGUUCCUUCUGUGGGCAAAAAUGUUUGCCUGGUUUGUUUUUAUGUUCACUUUUAUGCAGGUCCCAGAGGUGGGACUGGGCCGCAAAGGAAAAAAGGCUGCAGCAUGGAGACAUGCUCCUUACUCAAACCCAGUAAAAAUCAGUAAAAGCUAAUACAGCUUGAGAUGUUUUUUUAUUAUACAGUUUUCUGGUCACCUAACCUAGCACAGUGAAGGCAGAGGAGUAUCUGCACCAACAGGUGACCAGGUGUCACUGCCAGGCUCCCAAAGCUGAAGGCAUGGGUGUCACAUACCUGCCCACAGGGCUCAGCUGGGGUUUGUGUCAUGGCUGGUUGUACAGCUCAUAGGUCCUGUUCAAGUUUAAAAGCUUCCACCUUUUGACACACCACCCUUCAUCAAGAGGGAGACUUCAGUGAGUGAGUUCUGUCAUAAUUGAUCCUGGGUGAGUGUUCACUAUUAGUCAGUUUCUUAGUCUAUUUUUUUUUAAGACCAGCUGGGGUACAUGCUGAUAACAAUAGUUAACUCACAGAGUCAACAAAAUAAGUGGUCUGCAGUCUGCUACUUGUAGUUGUCAAGGGAAGGCACAAUAACAGUGGCAGUGUAAUUCAAAGGUAUAUUGAGCCUUUAUUUUAAAUUUGUAAAUACUACAACUGUUGUGAAAACUUCAAAUGAAGUUGGAAUGGGAAAAAAACACAUUCUUGGGCACAUGACUGGUAACAUUGGUCACUUGCGAUACCUAUAGCAUAUCAAAAUGUUAGACCAGUUUCUGAUAAGUUACUGUGUGGUAGAUCACAUCUUGCUUUUCUAAAUAGAAAUUUAAAAUAGUGUUUUUGGAACUGUUAUAUGGAACUUCAAUUAUUGAGGGGUUUUUAUUUGGUUGAGAUUUUUUUUUACAGCUUCAUUUUAUUCAUGUAUUCAUCAGGUUAAGCAGUUAUCUUAAAAUGCCAGUAAUUGUUCAUACGCUGGUCUGUAAAUAAAACAUGACCUUAAUAUUUUAGAAAAUGUAAACUUUGGACCUUUACCAAUAUAUUUUUUUUAAAAUGUUGCUUCAUUUUACAUUCAGUAAUAUUAGUUUGUAAACAAACUAUACAUUUUGUACCUGUGCAACAUCAGAGGAUGUGUAUUCAUUGCAUUUUAUUGGUUCUCUUGAGGAACAUGAGAAAUGACCAUUGUUAAAAUGUUUUACUGUAUAUGAUCAUAGAUAUAAAGAUAGUAGGUCCAAAAUAGGAUCUACUCUUUUUUUUUUCUAAAUAUAUUAGUCUUGCUGUGUUUUCUUA